GAUGAGCGGAGUAACAAUCGCUAUGGUUCAUGGAUGCUGCUGCUUUGAUGCUCGGCUGCUGCUGCUGCUGCCAAGUUCUGUCAUUCUCUUCUCUUCUCUUCCUCACUUUCUUGUCACACACAUUCUAUUUAUCCCCCACUCCCUUCUUUUUCUAUUUCACUUGAACCACUUUACUGUCUUUGCUAUGUUGAAUGAGGAAGACGUACUCGGGGGCGGAUUUCUCGACGCUGAUCCUUCAAGGUACCUGCUCGGGACAGCAACAUCGUCAUCCAUCAAUCGGUCAUUGUCGAUGCCUCCCCUUUAUGCUUCGCAGCUGAGUGUGGAUGCCAAUCCAUGGAAUACCGACAGUCAAUUUGAAACAGUGCCUGAUAUUGGUCAGGGCAGUAGCAGCAGUGCUGGAGGACAGGAUGCAGUAGACGACGAUAUCCUUGGCACAGGUCUUACGGCCGCCAGUGUACUAGUGGGAGUCGAGCUGCCUGAGGUUUAUGACACAGCAUACCUUCGUGCUCGGCCCAUAGGAGAACGCGUGAGCUUGGACUCUUUGGAGAAAGUGAUCGGGCUUGCUGAACUUUCGCCAAGGACUGUGCAGGAGGUCCUGAACAUUGUAGUCCCUGCAGGAGCCAUGUAUGUAACUCACAACGAAUUUAAUACGGCAAUGGCAUUGGUAGCUUGCGACCAGAAGAAUAUGGAUGUCUCCCUGCAGACCGUUUACCAACAUCGCAAUGAUCUACCCAGUCCUAUAUUGCUCAAUCUAGACCAGCUCAAUGUCAAGCGUGAUACCACCAGCACUACCGCUUCCACCACUCUUAAGCAGCAACAGCAGCGACUAGCUGCUAAGAAUCAGCCCAUGGAUGAUCCUUGGCUCUCGGUUCCAAACGGCAUCGUCGACAAUCCACGCAACGGCAAGAUGGAUGAAAUGCGCUCGGCACCGACAAGUAUCAGAAGGCCCAAGCUGGGAUUGAAUAGCAACGGCACACCCCGCUCACGCAGUAUGGAUAAUACUCGCCAGAUGCAACAGCAGCAACAACAACAACAGCAAUUAUUACAGCCGAACGGAAACGAUUAUGAUAAUGGACUAUUGAUGCCAGACGCAAACGGCAAGUUUCUGGGCGAUAGCCAUAUCGCUUCGACCGAAAGUUAUCAGUGGUUCCUGGAUCUGGACAUGGUCAAGGUUUCAAUCGCUCCUGAGAAAGAAGGGUUCAUCUUUAAACAUGUCAAUUAUGUGAUUGAGAGUCAACUUCGGUCAUCCAAGGUGUUGCGUCGCUAUAGCGACUUUUACUGGCUGUGGGAAACCCUGCUACGCCGGUAUCCGAUGCGCGUUGUUCCGAACUUGCCACCCAAGAAGCUGGGAGGAAAGGAUGAGUCGUUUCUAGAAAAAAGACGCAAAGGAUUAGCACGAUUUAUCAACUCGAUCGUACGGCAUCCAACAUUGAAGUGUGAUGAAGUUGUGGAGACGUUUCUAACGGAACCGUCGGAACUGUUGGCUUGGCGACGAGCCAACCCACCCAUUGUGGAUGAAGAGUUCGUGCGCAAAAUGCCUAGUGCUGCCGAACUUGAAUGCUAUAUACCCCAAGACCUCGAUGCACGACUCGAAAGUAUAAAGAGCAGGUUGCCGACGAUCACUGACCAUUAUAAUAACAAGUGUCUUGUUCUGGAACGACUAAUACGCAUUUGCGAAGUACAGAGCCGUGAGUUUGUACGGUACAGUAUAACCCUCAACGCGAUGUGCGAGAUUGAACAAGUAUGCUACGUGCCGGGAUGUCAAUCAUGUUCGCAGGUCGUACGAGGAUAUGAGGCUGUGGCAAAACAUAUGCAACGUGCCGGUACUAUACUAGAUGAUCAAGCACUAGCAGCAAGUAAUGGCGUUUUGGAAAAUUUAAAACGACAUCGUGAUCUCCUUAUUUCAUUCAAGGAAAUGGUGGAGCGAAAAGAAAAGCUUGAAUUGAACCAGAUCGAAAUACUCUCCAAAAAGAUAUCAGCCAACAAAGCCAAGGUGAACCAAAACCGAGGUGUUCCAGGCUUGGAGUCCGAAGUAGAACGGUUGGAUGGCGUCAUCGAAUCGGUAAGGAUACGCUUUAUAUAUGCAAGAGUUGAGAAAAAGAGAAUUACUAAGAAAAAGAAUCGUCGUGUUGGAUUGCAAAUAUAGGACCAAAGCAAAAUGACAUACC
Zychaea mexicana is the source of this 2168-nucleotide messenger RNA. RefSeq lists its product as uncharacterized. Gene Ontology annotation, molecular function: phosphatidylinositol-3-phosphate binding. NCBI's taxonomy places the organism in Eukaryota, Fungi, Mucoromycota, Mucoromycetes, Mucorales, Lichtheimiaceae. Gene Ontology annotation, biological process: retrograde transport, endosome to Golgi; protein targeting to vacuole. The record is from RefSeq and is a predicted model, not a curated record. The transcript has 9 exons. Gene Ontology annotation, cellular component: endosome. The annotation marks the transcript as partial.